This is a messenger RNA of Dendrobium catenatum, 953 nucleotides long. RefSeq names its product pollen-specific protein C13-like. The transcript is spliced from 2 exons. The record is from RefSeq and is a predicted model, not a curated record. Bases 414 to 899 code for a protein of 161 amino acids. Lineage: Eukaryota; Viridiplantae; Streptophyta; Magnoliopsida; Asparagales; Orchidaceae.
UUUUAUCAUCAUUUAAAUAAGCUUAUUUUGUAUAUAUUUACAAAUGAUCAAAGAAUAGUUGAUUCCAUUUUAACAAUGACAAUAUGGCUAUAAUUGGAAACCCUGAAAUUUAUAUCAAUUUGAGAAUUAUAGCUCAAAAUUAACCAAAAUAUCUCUUCAUAGAAGCUCAAAUUAUGAGAACCACUCAAGCUUUCUAAAUUAGGAAGAUAAAUAGCAACAAACUAGGUCAAGUGUUCAUCCCUCACCUCUCAAUUUUCCAGCUCUCUUUAUCCAAAAAUAGAAAGCAAAGGCAACCACACAUACCUAACAAAUUUCCCUUUAUAUAAACCAGCAUCCAUGUCCUUUCUCCAUCUCAGAAGGGGAAGAUAAAUCAAUCAAAAUAAAGAGAAAGAAGAGAAAUAGAAAAGCCGAUCAUGACGAUGACAAAGUUCGAACUCAUUGGCACCCUCUGCCUCAUUUCUUCUAUUGCUCUCGUCUCCUCCAGUGACACCUUCUCCAUUCAAGGCCGUGUCUAUUGUGAUACUUGUCGUGUUGGCUUCGAAACUAACAUCACCGAAUACAUCUCAGGUGCUAAAGUUAAGGUCGAGUGCACGCAUUUUACUACAAAUAAGGUUAAACAUUAUAAUGAAGGUGUAACAGAUUCAACCGGCUCCUACAAGAUUAAUGUGGUAGAUGGUCACGAAGAUGAGAUUUGUGAGGUCGUGCUCGUCAAUAGCUCCCUCGAAAAUUGCAAGGAGAUCGAGAUUGGCAGAGAUAGGGCGCAAGUAUUGCUCGCGAAUGAUGGUGGCAUAAGUGGCAAGGCAAGGCAUGCAAACUCACUUGGCUUCCUCAGGAAUGAGCCUCUUCCUUCCUGUGCAAAGCUUCUUAAAGAGUACUAUGGCCUGGGAGAGGAAGAGUAGUUAAAGCAAGUUAUAAUUAAGAAUUUUGGGCUAAUGCGUUCUCAUUUCUAUUUA